AUGGCUAACAAUUCUAUCCCCGCCUCCUCGGCCGGCAGGAUUGCAUCGUAUUCAAUCACGUCACCGUCUGCCCCAGAAAUAGAAAUAGCACAGGCAGAGCAUCGCAUCACGCUCAUCAAUCGCUGGGGCAUCGGGCCUGGUCAACGAGUCCUAGAGAUAGGCUGCGGACAGGGCAACGCCACGGCUGUCUUGGCCGAGGCCGUCGGAGAGACCGGCUGCGUCGACGCCGUCGACCCCGCCCCGCCAGACUACGGGGCGCCCUUCACGCUGGCGCAGGCGCAGGCGCACAUCUCCGCCAGCGCCGUAGGUGGCCGCAUCACCUGGCACAAUGCGGACCCGCUCGCCUUUUUGCGGUCCGGGAACCCCGCCGGCGCGACCUGGGACGUCGCCGUGCUGGCCCACUCCAUCUGGUACUUUGCGUCGAGGGAGGUGGUGGCCGAGAUCCUGCGGGCGCUGCGCGGCAGGGCGGCGAGGUUGUGCGUGGCCGAGUACGCCCUGCGCGCCCCCGAGACUCCGGCCGCGACGCCGCACGUCCUGGCCGCCGUGGCGCGGGGGAUGCUCGAGUGCCAGAACGCCGAGAGCACGGCCAACAUCCGCUCGCCGCUGAGCCCCGAUGCCAUCGCUGAGAUUGCUGCGAGGGCCGGGUGGACGCUGGAGCGGCAGGCGACGGUUGUGCCCGGGCCGGGGCUGCUGGACGGCCACUGGGAGGUGGGCAGUGUGGUUGCUCAGUCGUUUGUUCGUGAGGUUGAAGAUGCGGUUCGGGAUGAGGGAAUGCGGUUGGUUCUGGCGUCGGUGAGAUAUGCGGUCGUUGCGGCUGUGGAGGCCCUGCAGGGGGAAAAGGUCAGGACGAUGGAUAAUCGUCCGCAUUGUUUGGAGUUAGACCCAAGGGAGCCCCUGAGACCCUCCAAAGCCCCCUAUGUCUUUAAUCCCGCGCGUUAUCCCUUGCAAGCCAAGGAAAGAAGCAACUACGGCACCCCAGCCUCCCUCUCACUUCCCCCGAUCCUGGGGCAAGAAACACGAUCUCUGCACAAGGGUCUUUCAGGUACGGGCAUGCAUAUUAGAGGGGAUUUAUGA
Molecule: messenger RNA, 1074 nt
Organism: Pyricularia pennisetigena
Lineage: Eukaryota; Fungi; Ascomycota; Sordariomycetes; Magnaporthales; Pyriculariaceae
Exons: 3
Coding region: 1-1074 (357 amino acids)
Source: RefSeq, a predicted model, not a curated record